GACAGGAAAAAGGCACCACCAUAAAAGGACGCCUGCUCAGUUGCUCUUAAAGCAACAUGCCCAGCUUAGCUAACUCCAGUCUGGGCAAGCACGGACUGUCACAACGGAAGCCCUAGCCAUCCUCUGAUAUGUUUUAUUUGUAUACGGUGAGGACUCGGCUGUCAACACGUCACACCACAGGCAGAGCCCAGCACCAGUGAGCAUCCCUCUUCUCUGUCAGAAGUGAACAGAAACCCAGUCCUCUAGUGCCAGGCACAGUAACUCUGAUCACUGCUGGAUACAGAAAUGGCCAACAAUUUUACUACAGCACUGGCAACUUCUCACGGCAACAACUGUGAUCUUUAUGCACACCACAGCACAGCCAGGAUAUUAAUGCCUUUGCAUUACAGCCUGGUCUUCAUCAUUGGGCUGGUGGGAAACCUGUUGGCCUUGGUUGUCAUUGUUCAAAACAGAAAAAAAAUCAACUCGACCACUCUCUACUCAAUGAACUUGGUGAUUUCCGACAUCCUGUUUACCACAGCUUUACCCACUCGGAUAGUCUACUAUGCGCUGGGCUUUGAUUGGAGGAUCAGUGAUGCCCUGUGCCGGAUAACUGCUCUGGUGUUCUAUAUCAACACGUACGCAGGUGUGAACUUCAUGACUUGCUUGAGCAUAGACCGCUUCUUCGCUGUGGUGCACCCUCUGCGCUACAAUAAGAUUAAAAGAAUCGAAUAUGCAAAGGGUGUUUGCAUAUUUGUCUGGAUUCUGGUCUUUGCUCAAACACUGCCACUGCUCCUCAACCCGAUGUCUAAGCAGGAGGGAGACAAGACUACUUGCAUGGAAUAUCCAAACUUUGAAGGGACCGCAUCUCUGCCGUGGAUUCUGCUUGGAGCCUGCCUGCUGGGCUAUGUGCUGCCUCUCGCAGUCAUUCUCCUGUGCUACUCUCAGAUUUGCUGCAAACUCUUCAGGACUGCCAAGCAGAAUCCACUAACCGAGAAAUCUGGUGUGAACAAAAAGGCUCUCAACACAAUUAUCCUCAUCAUCGUUGUGUUCAUCCUGUGCUUCACACCCUACCACAUGGCCAUCAUUCAGCACAUGAUAAAGAUACUCUGUUCCCCUGGAGCCCUGGAGUGCGGAGCGAGACAUUCCUUCCAGAUCUCUCUGCACUUCACAGUGUGCCUGAUGAAUUUCAACUGCUGCAUGGACCCUUUCAUCUACUUCUUUGCAUGUAAAGGGUACAAGAGAAAGGUCAUGAAGAUGUUCAAACGUCAAGUGAGCGUGUCAAUCUCCAGUGCAGUGAGGUCAGCCCCUGAAGAAAAUUCACGGGAAAUGACGGAGUCGCAGAUGAUGAUCCACUCCAAGGCCUCCAAUGGAAGGUAAAGGUGCCUGGGACUUCACAGCACGGUAUGCUGCCGGCCGGAUGGGCUCUGCCCACUGACUGUUCCACUCCCAGCCAGGAUGCCUCCCAGUUGAACUCUCUGGGCACAAAUUCCCACUGCCACCCCACCAGCCAACACACUGAGAUCCAGUUCAGAUCAAGGGAACAACAAAAACAAGUUCUACUUCAUAAAUGAAAUAUAUAUAUAAAGGAAGGCUAUCGUAACAAGUCUCAAUGUAAAAAGAAACGCUCUGUGAAACUACUAUUUCUUGCCAAUAGUUUGGCAAAAGAAAGAAGACUGACUGCACUGUAUAUUGCCAGUGUAAAAAUGUUAAUACUGUAAUAUAUGGAACAUAUUUCUUAAUUUACACCUCUUUCAAUUUUAGAUUUUGUCUCCUUAGUAAUAUGUUUUUGUUUGUUUGGUUUGUUCUGAGACCACUGUUUUAAAGAACAUUUUGUGAGAUAAAGAACAGGAUCUAAAAGAGUAUUAUUAAUUCGACACUGUCAACUACCAGCAGGAGUUCCAAGUAUAAUUAAUGGAAGGUAGAUUUGAAGAGCAAUGAUAGAAAUGUUGGUGAUGACAGAGUCGACAGAAGCAUCAAGCCCUUCCCUGAGCAGCCAGGACAGUUAGUGCCUUCAGACCACUGCUCUGAAACACGACAGGGGCUUCCCAUACAGGUGUCCAACGAAAACACAUCCAUGUGCUACCUUCUUCUUAGGAACAGAAAGUAUGCACACAUGCUUUGUUUUCUUGAGUCUGGAGAGGACUUUUGUUCAGAUGGUAGUACCUGGUAUCUACACAGCUGUAGACAGGUUAUGAGAACUGGAACAAUGAGGAUUACAGUUAUAACUGCCAUACUUGCAUAAAGAGAUCAGGAAGUAAAUGCACAAUUUAUAAAUGAGUAGUUUUCAGGAAUUUUUCCUUUUAUAAAAACCUUUUUUAAAAUUUAUUUUAUGUUUCCCUGCAUGCAAGUUAGUGAACCACAUGUGAACAAUGACUGCAGAAGCCAGAAGAGGGUGUCAGAUCCCUUGGGACUAGAGUUACAGAUGGUUGUGUGCCAUCACAGAGGUGCUGAAAAUCAAACAUGGAUCCUCCAGAAGAGCAGCUAGUGCUCUUAACCACUGGGCUAUCUCAAAAAAAUAUUUUUCCCUCUUUGAGAUAGAGUCUGGCAGGGCUGGAAUUCUCUAUGUAGACAGGCUAGCCUUAGACCAGUGUAUGAACCUCCUGCCUCUUGCUUCCCUAGUGAUGGAAGUACAGGUGUGCAGCAUGUCCUGCUGAGAUUCUCUGUAAUGUUACACACCUGCUCAGAAAUUACUUUAGUAUGGGCAGCAUGGACUUCCCAAGUUCCUAAGCACUGUUUGCCUGCUCAAAUUUGCUUUGCCCCAGCCCUGAAAUUUCCCCAGUACAGUACAUCUUACUUGCCAAUGAUACCAAUUUAGAUGAUAGUGAAGAAAUAAAACACUAUACCAUGAA
Messenger RNA from Grammomys surdaster, 2831 nucleotides. RefSeq names its product G protein-coupled receptor 183 (gene Gpr183). The transcript is spliced from 3 exons. NCBI's taxonomy places the organism in Eukaryota, Metazoa, Chordata, Mammalia, Rodentia, Muridae. The record is from RefSeq and is a predicted model, not a curated record. Gene Ontology annotation, biological process: G protein-coupled receptor signaling pathway. Gene Ontology annotation, molecular function: G protein-coupled receptor activity; oxysterol binding. Bases 286 to 1359 code for a protein of 357 amino acids. Gene Ontology annotation, cellular component: membrane.